GAGACACUCCAAAAUGGCGGAUCGCGAAGAAGACCCUGAAAACGAAGAGGACAGAUAUGAGGUGGUGGACCUAACCGAAUAUGCAAGGCGUCAACAGUGGUGGGGCCGCCUUUUUGUUGGUAACAGUUUUGAACCUGUUGCUGAGAAAUAUUCUGUGGCUACUCAAAUAGCAUUGGGUGGUGUGAGUGGCUGGUGUGCUGGAUAUCUUUUCCAGAAGGUAGGGAAGAUUGCAGCCACAGCUGUUGGUGGCGGAUUCCUGUUAUUACAGAUAGCCAACCACAGCGGUUAUGUUCAGGUUGACUGGAAGAAAGUGGAGAAAGAUGUUAACAAUGCGAAGAGGCACCUGAAGAAGAAAGCUGACAGGGCCGUACCAGAACUCAACUCUUUUAUUGACCAGUCCACAGAGUUUGUAAAGACCAAUGUUAUCGUCACCAGUGGAUUCUUUGGAGGCUUCUUGCUCGGUCUGGCAUCCUAAGACAGCCAGUGGAGGCUUGCAUUUGACCUGUUAUUUUUUUGAGAGCUCUGCUCUUACGGCUGUGAAGUGCCCUUUUAAAAUGGUAGUGGAAGAAAACAGGAACACAUGCAGAGCACAAUGAGCCAAAGUGUAAUUAAACAAACUGCAAACAGUUAACACGAUUGUAAGUACUCUGUAAUGUUUACCUGCUGUUACUGAACAGCUAGCCUGUGUAUAUACCAUGUAAUGCAUGAUUUAAUGCUAACUGAUACUGGAACCAAGAUUUUCUGCUGCUCCACCAGAUCAACAAAACUGUAUUUCUAGCCGUGCUUUAGACCUGACUCAAGGCAGUUGGGCCCCACCCAACAGUACCGUAAGUAGCCGUUGGGUCUCGUGGAAAACACGACUCUCGUCGACACUCAGGGGCACUGAUUCGAGUGGUCCUGUCUCACUCUGAUUACAUUUAUUAAUCGUAACUGAAAGAUACGACAAGAUAUUCAAUUCCUGCACCCAAUAGCCUUGAGCUGGUGUCGGAUAUUACACUGCACAAAAAGCAUAGGUAGCGAUCUCCCUGUUAUCUGUCCUGAAUGUAUUGAAAUAUACCUUGUGGUCUACAAACAACUUCCACGUGGACCAUUAACAGUGUACUGUUGUGUUUGUGACAUGUCACAUGUAAUUUACCUUGUGUUAUGGUAUUCGGGUCACUUUAGUCCGCGUACAUGGCCAGUAUCUAGACCUAGUCGUGUAAUUUAGUUGCUGAGGUAACUAUGCAGGCCAGCAGUGUCGAACUAGAUCAACCCAUCUGAAAUAUGUCUGGAAUUCCAGGUGACCAGUCUCUCCUUGGAGUUAUUCAGGAUUAACUGUAGACUGUAUAUAUUGUACUAUUUUUAUUAUUAGUGAGAUAUUUGCUUAGAGUGUCUUAUCUUUUGCAGGAAUUACAUUGCUGUGUUAUUUUGUGUAUAUCCAAAUAAAAUAAUAUAUGC
Molecule: messenger RNA, 1437 nt
Organism: Esox lucius (northern pike)
Lineage: Eukaryota; Metazoa; Chordata; Actinopteri; Esociformes; Esocidae
Gene: fundc1
Product: FUN14 domain containing 1
Biological process (GO): autophagy of mitochondrion
Cellular component (GO): mitochondrial outer membrane
Source: RefSeq, marked provisional